AUCUCCGCAAGAGGCCAUUGCCAGCAGCUCUGACGUGGCGGUCGACGUGACCAGAUCAAUCGGCCUCUUGCCCGGCUCGCACGCUGCCGAAUCUCGUUUCAUCUCCAUGAUGGUGGUAGCCGUUGGCAAUUCUCGAAGAUAAAUGUCAUGGACGCGCAGAAUGCUGCCGAGUCCGACACGCCCAAGCAUGCUGGCGCUUCCCCUCAGCAGCAAAACAAACACGAGCGCCCGCGACGAGGCUCUGGCUCCGACUCGGAUCCGAAACCGCGUUCGUCUUUGAGGGCCUCGUCGCCCUCCAGGGAGCCCAAGCUGAAGACGAGGGAGUCAUCGUCGCUGUCGUCGUCGACGGCCGCUCGAAUCGACGACGUUGCUGGUGCCGACCGCGACUCAGACGCCGAGACGAUUGUUCUGCCUGGCAAGGAUGGCCAUUCGCCCUCCAAGGUUCGAAAGGUGAGGCAGGAGGACAGGAGCGAGAGUGACGCCGACUCGGCCAGAGGCAACGGCCAGCCGGCUGCCAGUAACCAGGGCGACAAGAAUGCAGCUGGCAACCGGCCCGUCGAGGGUGUCAAGAAACGGCUGCCGGGCCCUGUCGACAAGGACCGCCAACCUCGCAGCAAGGACGGCGCUUCGAGCGGCUUGAGUUCUGCCCCGACAUCGCCUCCCCACAAUCACAGCCAGCUCCGUCAACAGCUCCCGCUUCCAUCUCACCGCCGUCGGCGAUCUGACGCUGUCGCUGCCGCAUCACCGUCAGACUCUGAGGGCACCCACGCCAAGCCAGUCUCCUCGUCCCUGCGUGACAAGCUAAAGUCUGGAGAGCGUCUGCUGCCGCACAAGCGAAAGGCUCCCAAGGCCGAGUCCGACGACGAAGCUGACCAGCGAAAGGCUCGCCGCCAGCGAACCACGAGCGUCACCCUCGACACCGGGCGGACGCUCAAGGAGACCAAGCCGGCCUCGAAGCAGUCCCAUCAUGACCCGAGGACUCGGACUCGUUCCAUCUCUCCACACCCCCGACAGCAUCGUAGAAGCGUAUCGACACAGCUACCCGCCCAUCAUCUUUCUAGCAGCCUUAAAAAGAAGCGUUUACCUCCCCCGCUGCAUUCAGCAGACUACCACUCCGACGAAUCCUCGGCCAGUGGGAGCCCUCAUCCUCGGAGCGCCAAGCUGCGAGGCCUUGCUACUCCCACGGUGCCCGAGUCUCAUGCCUCGCCCGUGAAAAUGGCACCUCACAAGAAACACCUGGAUGCACACGGUCAGACUUUACUUGCCAGGGCCUGCGCACGUGGCGAAUACGACAGUGCAAAGAGGAGGCUCAGUGACCGACCUGAAGACCUGAAUGUAGCUGAUUAUGCCGGCAACACGCCUCUGCAAAUCGCAGCCAUUAAUGGUUGCGAAGAUAUCGUCAAGCUUCUCAUUGACGCUGGCUGCAAUUUGGAUUGUGUCAACUACGAUAAGGACACACCUUUGCUGGAUGCGGUCGAUAAUGGCCACGUUGCAGUUGUAAAGCUACUUUUGGACGCUGGCGUCAAUCCACGAAAGGCUAAUGUGAAUGGGGAGGAACCUAUUGAUAGAGUUACGGACGAUACUGAACAUGGUGACGAAAUCCGCGCAUUACUUCUCGCGGCCAAAAAGCGACAGGGCGAAAGGCGCCGCACUUCUGAAGACCGUCAUUCUCACGACUACCACGACGCAAGAGACUCCCACGCUCCCGACAGCCCUCGCCGCUCUCCAGCUACAACAAUGCCAACAAAUCGAAGAUCAGGGACCGUUCGGUCCACCAAGACGAGGAACGACCUGCUCUACAUGCCUUUGGACGACAAAACCCUCCGGCAGGCCGCUGGCCGUGGUGACGAAGAAACUGUGGCACGUAUUUUACAGGUCAAGGAAAACUGCGACGACCCCGAAUCCAUGGUGGCUGCCGCGAGAGGAGGCCAUGAUCUGGUAAUCCAGCUACUACUGGGCCUGGGUAGUGCCAAUGCAGACCCUGCCCCGGUGAAAACGUUACAAGCAGAAUUUGCAACUCCAAUGCUCGCAGCUAUCGGCCAAGAAAACAUCAAGGUCGUCGAAUUACUUUUAGAACAGCAGGAAUUUGACCCCACGCGAAAAUACAAAGGGGAGACGUAUUAUGAGAUUGCCCGCCGUCGGCAAGGAUCGAAUUGGAAGGAAGAAGAACACAUGUUGAAAAACGCGUACGACGAAUAUAGGCGGACGCAUAAGGACUCAGCCAGGGCAAAAUCGCCCUCGCGGAGAGACAGGGAAAGAGAGCGGGAGGAAAAGCGGGCUAAAAGAGAGGACGCCAAAGAAGACUCGAGACCGCCGAAACGAAGCGCUGCUAGUCCCUCUCGAGAGCCGAAGAAGCCCUCAGCCCCCAAGUCGGAUGCCCCAAGGGAGAAGCGAAGGUCGGAUUCUUUUACCGGCCAUGGCGGCGACGAUAACUCUGCAAAGAGAGGGCCUGGACGGCCACGGAAAGAAGACAACAAGGCCUCAAACGCUUCGGAUCGCGAGGCGUCCCCUGCGCCACCUACUCACAAAGUGCCCAAACCGAAGCGCACCGAGUCAGAUGCCACCGGUGUCUCGUCUGAAGGAGAGGCUGUUAAGCCGAGAAGGAAGCUGAUAUCCAAAGGCGAAUUGCGAGACGAGCGGGAAAGGCAAAAACGUGGCAGCUUGGCGUCUAUCGGUUCAUCUGGGGCCAAGGAACCGUCCAGCCCUAGCGAGCCAAGACAUGAAGAAAGUGUAGACAAGCCCAAGCUAUCCGAGAAAUAUCAUGACCGAACAAAGGCCCUGAAACGCGAUGAGUCGAGAGAUCGCCUCUCGGUAUCGGGAGAUGGUGUCUCAAAACGACACCGAAAUAGUAUUACCCCAGAUCGGCCGAGCGACAUUGACAAGGACGAAGGGCCGGUAAAGCGCCGGCGACUGGAGGCCAAACCCCGCAAAGGUAGUAUAUCUCGGGAUAAUUCUUCCAAAUCUUCGGCUCUCCUGCCCAGAAAACAUCGCGAGGACGACCCACCAAAGAGCAAUCACGAUGAGCGGGAACCCAAGCGAAAAGACUCUGUCCGAAAUACAUCUGGCGAGAAGUCGAUACGAGUCAAGCAAGAAGAUGACGAUGUCGAAAUGCCAGAUGCGGACAAUGUCAAGGAACAGGCAGCACCUCGUGAUCGAAGGAAUCGAGAAAACGAGGAAGAACAAGCUAAGAAGAAGGAGGCUGCUGAGAAAGAGGACGCUCUCAAAGAAGAGGAACGACGGCGUGCCAAAAUUGAGGAGAGGAAGAAGCGAGAGGCAGAAGAGGCUCGUCAACGAGAAGAAGAGAGCAAGAAGCGAAAGGAGCAGGAAGAGAGAGAUCGGAAGAAACGAGAAGAAGACGAGGCGCGCAACAAACUUCGUGAGAAGGCUGAGCGUGAACGGCGCGAGGCUGAGGAGGCUGCGGCCCGUCGGCGUGAGGAUGAGGCUCGCCGCUUAGAGGAAGAAAGGAAGAAGCUGGAACAGGAGGAGAAGAAGAGGAGAGAAGAGGAGAGAAAGAGGAAGGAAGAGGAGAAGAGGAGAGAAGAGGAAAAGAAGAAGAGGGAGGAAGAGGAAGAACAGAGGCUGCGGGAGGAAGAGGAACGGCUUCACAAAGAACAAGAACGCAAGGCUGCCGAAGAGGCCCGACAACAACGUGAACAAGAAGAACGCAGGGAGCGCGAACGUCAAGAACGUGCCCAGCGGGAAGAAAUGGAGCGGAAACGAGCCGCCAAAGAAGCAGAACAGCGACGCCUUCGUGAAGAACAAGAACGGCGCGAGGAACAGGAACGCCUUCGAGAGGAGCAAGAGCGAGCUCGAGUAGAGAAGCUGCCCCCAUUGCUGCGAUGGCUCUGUACAGCGUCAAAUCCCAAGACCGCGGCCGUUGCCGAAAAAUUCAAGUACAUGCGCGCCCCCCGGUUUGACACGAUCCGCCCAGAGACGAACAAUACCGCCGAGGGUCGUGAGCAAUGGAUUCUCAACACCCACAUCGCUUUGCUGUUGGGAGAGAAGGAUCUGAGUCUCUCUAAAUAUGCUUCCUGGACCCGCGUACCGACUUCUCGACUUGCCAAAGUCAGCCUUUGGAGGACAGAGUGGGUGCGAUACACGCUCUUCUCCGAGAAGCUGUGGGAGCUUGGCGAACAGCUUCCUGGAUGCUAUGGCGACGAGGCACCGCAGAGCUUGAGUUACGACAACAAGGACAGGCUCAAGCAAGACGCAUGGGAAAAGUUCCAGGCAACGGACAUGUUCUUUGUGAAGGUAUCCGACUUCAUGGAUAUUGUGCCUGGCAUUCCACACCUGCGAGGCAUUAGAUUAGGAGUAGAGUAUUGUGAGCUCAUGGAAAACGAGCAACAAUGGGCAUCAGCUUCGAAAUGGAAGCAAGACCCGGAUGCCGGCCGCUACCACGGCCUCGCCCCACGACAUAAAUACUAUGUCGACGGAGUCAUGGUCGGAGAAGAACUGCCAACUCUUUCUCAAACGAGCCGAACUCCAUUUCCGGAGACGCGAGUUCCCCGACGAGGCCUGACUCGGGCGUAUCCCGAAGAUACGGACUACAACGCCCUUUGCCUGACUCAAGGCCUAGGGCAUCUCAUCAAGGAUACAACGAGCCCUUCGCCGCUCCCAAACGGCAUUCAUUCCUCACCGAUCAGCCCAACUUCAGCCCCACGGCCCAAGCCGACCAUGAACGGCACGAAUGGACACGCUGCCUCAGAUGAGGUCAAGGAUGAGGCAGCAAUGGAUAGUGGUAUAACUAAUGGUAUUAAUGGAUCGACCAGUUGAUAGCAGAACUGGCCGGGAAGAGAAAGAGAAAUACAUGAAAUCAACUCAUGCUGUACAAUCUUGCGCUAUCCGACACCCUUUGCAUUUGGUUUCCGGUUUCUUGGCUUCCUCCUCCUCCUCCCCUUUUCUAUCUCUUUUUUUGCUUUGGCCUUGUUCAUGUAAAUGUCUAUAGACUUGGACGGUGGUGGAUUGGACGGGAAUGAGGCCGCGCGCUCCC
Messenger RNA from Trichoderma harzianum CBS 226.95, 4990 nucleotides. RefSeq lists its product as hypothetical. Gene Ontology annotation, cellular component: nucleoplasm. Lineage: Eukaryota; Fungi; Ascomycota; Sordariomycetes; Hypocreales; Hypocreaceae. The transcript is spliced from 4 exons. The record is from RefSeq and is a predicted model, not a curated record. Bases 148 to 4773 code for a protein of 1541 amino acids. Gene Ontology annotation, molecular function: protein binding.